This is a messenger RNA of Rhagoletis zephyria (snowberry fruit fly), 745 nucleotides long. The record is from RefSeq and is a predicted model, not a curated record. Lineage: Eukaryota; Metazoa; Arthropoda; Insecta; Diptera; Tephritidae.
AUGAAAAAGCGAAUUCUGAAACAAGUUCGCAGUGCUCCUGCUCCUGCUCCUGCUCCUGCUGCUGAUGAUGAUGGUGGUGGGAAUGCACCAACUUUGCUGUCAAACGCACCUGAAGAACAACAACAACAACAACCACCACCACCGCCUUCCGCCCCAAAAGCCUCCUUCUCCUGUCUGGAGUGGCAGUACGAGAUAGCCAAACGCGAGAAAGAGCAACAACAACAACAACAACAACCACCGCCUGCCGCCCCAAAAGCCUCCUUCUCCUGUCUGGAGUGGCAGUACGAGAUAGCCAAACGCGAGAAAGAGGUAAAAGAAACGGAAGAAGAAGUGGAGGCAGCUGAACGGCAAAAGGCGGCCGAAACGCUGGAAGAGAAGCUCAAUGAAGUGGAAGCCGCCCUGGUAGAACAGCAGCGACAGCUGAUAAGCCUCAUACAGCUGCAAAGUGGCUGCAAGGAGAACGAACUGCCGGAGCUGCUGAUGCUUGAACUCAGCCGAAACGGCCUCAUUACUCCUCCUCCGUCGUCGGCGGCGGCGUCAUUGUCAUCAGCAGCCUCGGUGGAAAGCGUAACGUCACCCUCUUCUUCUCCUUCAUCUUCUUCAUCCUCAUCUUCCAGCAAAAAGCCAUCUGAGUUGACUGUUGAAGUUGAAGUUGAAACUCUUGAAACUCUUGAACAGAAGCAAAGCGAACAAGCGCAAACAGCUCAACAAAAUCAACAACAACAACAAAAGCAACAACAGCAAA